AGAUCCUGUCUCAAAAAUAAAUAAAUAAAAAUUAAAAUUAAAAAAAAAAUAAAUUGGAGAAGGCAAAUUCACCCUGCCCUCACCACCCUGUGCCUCCUCCAGGCUCCCGCUGCUCCUCUCCCUGUUGGCGUUGUUGCUGCUUCUGUUGGUGGGGGCCUCCCUGCUAGCCUGGAGGAUGUUUCAGAAACGGAUCAAAGCUGGUGAGCAUUCGGAGCUGUCCCAGAACCCCAAGCAGGCUGCCGAGCAGAGUGAGCUGCACUACGCGAAUCUGGAGCUACUGUCGUGGCCUCUGCAGGAAGAGCCAGCACCACCAAGAGAGGUGCAGGUGGAAUACAGCACCGUGGCCGCCCCCAGGGAAGAACUUCACUAUGCCUCGGUGGUGUUUGAUUCUAACAGAGCUGCUCAGAGGCCCCGGGAGAAAGAACCAGAUUCACAUUACAGUGAGAUAAAGAAGACAUAGGCCUUUGUCCUGCCUCACUGUCCGGAGGUCUCAUGGGCCCCAGGAAGUCCAGGGAUGGCUCCCUUAUCCCUGGCCCACGUCCUUCUCAGCCUGCCCUUGACGACAGUGACCAACAGACAGGCAGCUGGGUUUCCCAGGCUGUCCCUCUGUUGCCAUCAGCUCGACUGGCUUCCCUGAGGGCCAGCAGGGCUGGGGACUCCGGGGAGCAGCAGGAAGCACUCCCAGUCACCAGCACCUGUCGCUCCUUUCUCCUUUGCCCCUGCUUCAUCCCGGCUCUGUGUGUGGAGGACGAAGAUCAUUCGCGUGGCUCCAGGAAAAGAUGUGGCUUACGUAGGCGGCACCUGCCAAUAGCUUUGUCAAUCACAGCCCCACAGGAAUGUCUGGAAUUGCUUGGGAGCUGGGGAGAACUGUCAAGAAGAGCCAAGGGAGUGCCAAAGCGGAGAUUUAUUCACGUGGGGGCCAUGGCGGGGGGACCCACUAAAGAUCAAGAUCAAAGAUCCUCCCCACCUCACAGACAAGGAAACUGAGGCCAGAGGGAGGAGAGAAUUGCUCAUGGCUCCAGGACUGGUGGCAAGUUUCUCUGGACUCCUAGGUUUAUUUUUAAUAUGAGAUAUAAAAACAGUUUCAAAUAUCUUAUUAAGGGAAAAGUAAAAAGUUAUUUAAACAAUG
Molecule: messenger RNA, 1129 nt
Organism: Chlorocebus sabaeus (green monkey)
Lineage: Eukaryota; Metazoa; Chordata; Mammalia; Primates; Cercopithecidae
Source: RefSeq, a predicted model, not a curated record